UCCCUAUAUUCUAGGGUUUUAUUCUUCUCUCUCUUUCUUUUGUUAUUUGUUAAUCAACCAUUUCAGGACUUCAAUUUUUCCUCAGCGUUCUUUCUCUCUGUAUAUUACAUUCACAAUUCAUCUAUAAUAAUAAAGAUCUAUUUUUCUCUGUUUUUUCCAUCUUUUCUUUUCUUUUGUUCUUUUUGUUGUUGUUGUUCACAAUUCAUAUAAAUAUAUAUAUUUUUUCAAUAGACAAGCUCAGUCUAGAACAGAUUCAAGCUCAAUUUGCCAAAGGUUCAAGCUUUUUGAUUAUAUGAACAAAGGGGUUUUUCAAUCGCUUCCCAAAAUUUGAAAUUUUUCUAUUUUGCUAUAGAAUUUUGAAAUCUCACCCUUGUUUUGAUCAAAUCUUGUUGCACCCAUUUUGUUAUUGUUAAAAAUUCACCUUUUUUUUUCACCUAAUUUCAAUGACCCAGGUCCUUAAAAUGGACCAUUUCAUGGUUUCAGAUAAAUGGGUUUUUUAAUUCUCAUUUGACAAGGUCGUUCCUUUUUCAAAUUUCCAAUUCAAAAGACAUUUCUUUUUUUUUUCAAUACCUUAAAACCCUUUUUGUUGCCCAUUUUUUUCUUAAGGGUUAAAAAAAUGUAUGGAACCAAAAGCAAAAUUGACCUUGCAUUUGAAUACCAAUCUCAAGCUGCAAUUUUGAGGCCUAGCAUCCAUUCUAGAAGAGCAAAUCUGACUGUAAAAUUUCAAGACCUUUAUGGAUUCACGGUGGAAGGGAAUGUUGAUGAUGUGAAUGUGUUGAAUGAUGUAAGGGAAAAGGUGAGACAACAAGGUAGAGUUUGGUGGGCAUUGGAAGCUAGCAAAGGUGCAAAUUGGUAUCUUCAUACAACCAUAGGACAAGGGAGUGCACUUACAUCUUCAUUGAAAUUUUCAGCAUUGGCUAAUGCUAUUACUUUGAAGAAGUUGAUAAGGAAAGGGAUACCACCUGUUCUUAGGCCUAAGGUUUGGUUUUCUUUGUCUGGUGCUGCAAAGAAAAAGUCCACUGUUCCUGAGAGUUAUUAUGAUGAUUUGACUAAAGCUGUGGAGGGGAUGAUUACACCUGCUACUAGACAGAUAGAUCAUGACUUACCAAGAACCUUCCCCGGUCACGCGUGGCUGGACACUCCUGAAGGACACGCUGCUCUUAGGCGUGUUCUUGUUGCUUAUUCUUUCCGUGAUUCUGAUGUUGGAUAUUGUCAGGGUUUAAACUAUGUUGCGGCAUUGUUGUUACUGGUGAUGAAAACCGAAGAAGAUGCAUUUUGGAUGCUUGCUGUCUUGUUGGAAAAUGUCCUGGUUAGCGACUGUUACACAAACAACUUAUCAGGAUGCCAUGUCGAACAAAGAGUGUUUAAAGAUUUACUCAGUAAAAAGUGCCCAAGAAUUGCAACACAUUUGGAAGCUUUGGAAUUUGAUGUUUCUCUUGUUACCACCGAGUGGUUCCUUUGCUUGUUUUCAAAGAGCCUGCCUUCUGAGACAACGCUACGAGUAUGGGAUGUUAUUUUCUACGAGGGAGCUAAGGUUAUAUUUAAUGUGGCCUUGGCAAUUUUCAAGAUGAAAGAAGAUCAAAUUCUUCUAACUCAUCAUGUUGGGGAAGUAAUCAAUGUCCUGCAUAUGACAACUCAUCACCUAUUUGAUCCAGAUGAUUUACUAACAGUGGCAUUCGAUAAGAUAGGUUCGAUGACGACUAAUACAAUAUCGAAACAAAGGAAGAAACAAGAACCUGAAGUCAUGAAGGAGCUUGAUCAAAGGAUAAGAAGGCUAAAUUCCCUUAAAAUGGAUGACAAAUAAUAGCCAUUUGAUUUUUUCUUUCUUUUGAGACAUUGAAAUGUCGAAACCAACCGUCCGAAGUAUGAUCUGUUGCCACAAGCAGAGAACGUUGAAUCUAUGGAAUCCUUUAAAUCGUCGUCGCCGAGGGCGUGACAUGAGCCCUGUUGUGUUUUCAGGAUUUUUGUAGGUGAUAUAAUUGUAAAUUUGAAUAUGGAAACAUCAUAAACUAUUAAUUAUUGUUGUUAUAAUAAUGUGCAUUAUCAUCAAAUUUUAGUA
Cicer arietinum (chickpea) is the source of this 2059-nucleotide messenger RNA. RefSeq lists its product as uncharacterized. Gene Ontology annotation, biological process: regulation of GTPase activity. Lineage: Eukaryota; Viridiplantae; Streptophyta; Magnoliopsida; Fabales; Fabaceae. The record is from RefSeq and is a predicted model, not a curated record. Gene Ontology annotation, molecular function: small GTPase binding; GTPase activator activity.